AUGGAGCCAAAGGUAGAGCAAAAGCCACCAAAGAUCAAGGUGAUUGAUAAUAUUCCUGAGUUGGACUUGGCUACUCUAAAGAAGAAUUCACACAUGCUUGUGUCACCAACAUCUCAAUCAACAAUAUCAAGAAAAAACUCAAAUGGAAGAUUGAAUUGUCUAUGCUCUCCCACCACACAUGCUGGCUCCUUCAGAUGCAGACAUCAUCGAUCUUCUGGUUUGACUCGUGGUAGAUCUGUUGGAUCCAAUCUUCUUGAAUUGGGAUCAAAGACAGGCCCAAUAAGUGACUCACUCCAAGCUCAGUAA
Molecule: messenger RNA, 306 nt
Organism: Abrus precatorius (Indian licorice)
Lineage: Eukaryota; Viridiplantae; Streptophyta; Magnoliopsida; Fabales; Fabaceae
Exons: 1
Coding region: 1-306 (101 amino acids)
Source: RefSeq, a predicted model, not a curated record